AUGAGGUGUUGUGCCCAUAUCAUUAAUUUAAUUGUGAAAGAUGGCUUGAAUGAAAUCAAAGGGUCGGUAACUCGAAUUCGUGAUGCUGUGAAGUAUGUUAGAAGUUCUCCUCAAAGAGAGCAACGUUUCAAGUCAUGUGUAGAGAAGGAGAGGAUUAAUCAUAAGAGUUCUUUGUGUUUAGAUGUUCAAACACGAUGGAACUCUACUUUUCUCAUGUUAAAUACUGCACUCAAGUUUCAAAAAGCUUUUAAAAGAUUAGAAGAUGAGGAUCCACAUUUUUGCUUAGAACUUAAUGAUAUACCUCCUACCACCAAAGAUUGGGAUGAUGCUAGGCAUUUUACUUCAUUUUUGGAAAAAUUCUAUGAUGCCACUGUUCAUUUGUCUGGUUCUUUGUACAUCACUUCUACUAUGUGUUUUACUGAUGCUUGUGCAAUUGAAGGUUUCUUAUGUGAAUGUGCAAAGAGUUUGGAUCCUUCUUUAAGUGUAACGGCUAUGAAAAUGAAGAGCAAGUUUGCUAAGUAUUGGGGAAAAAUUGAAAAAGUGAACAUGUUGUUGUUGAUUUCUGUUGUGUUGGAUCCCCAUUGUAAGUUGAGAUAUGUCAGUUUUUGUUACUCUGAACUUCAUGAAGCUGCCACUGUGACUGAGCUUACAAAGAAGGUAAGAGAGGCAUUGAAUCAAAUUUAUGAUGAGUAUCAAAAGCUUGAAUUUGGAAUGUGUUCUUCUUCUAACCAGACUUGUGUUGAAGUUGAUCAACCAAUUAGUGGAGCAAGUAAACAGUUAAUGUCUCUCAAAUCAAAGUUUCAAAAACAUUUGGCACAAGAAGAAUGUGAUGGUGGAAAGUCAGAAGUGGAUAAAUAUUUGGAAGAUGCUUGUGAAAAGGAAGGCCCAAACUCACAUUUUGAAAUUUUGAAUUGGUGGAAGGUGAAUUCCUCUAGAUAUAAAAUUCUUUCUCAAGUUGCCCGGGAUAUUUUAGCCAUUCCCAUAUCCACUGUUGCCUCAGAGGCUGCCUUUAGUACAGGAGGUCGUGUCAUUGACCAAUUUCGUAGUUCUCUUACUCCUAAGCUUGUAGAAUGCUUGAUUUGUUUGCAGGAUUGGUUGCGUGCGUCACCACUCUCACUUGAAGUAGAAGAAAAUAUUGCGGACAUUGAUGAACUCGAACAAGCUCUAAAUGUUGUGUCUCUUAAUGUGAUUUCUGAUUAAUGGAGGAUGGUUUGGCUCUUGGAAAGUUGGAAAAGAGCACUGUUGCUGUGUUGCUGGGCUGCUAAUGUUGUUGGUAGCUAUUAAUGUUUCCAUUUUGUUGCUGCUGGAAACUUGGAAUGCUCUCUUUUGUUGCUGUUAAGAGUCUUUGGCUGCUGUAUUUGCAUCCAUAUUUGUUGAACUUGUCUUAUGUUUUUGUUGUUUUUUAUUUGAAAGUUUUUAUUGACUGUUUAGAAUGUUUAGAAUGUUUUUCAAUGCUUUUGGAUGAUUGG
Molecule: messenger RNA, 1469 nt
Organism: Camellia sinensis
Lineage: Eukaryota; Viridiplantae; Streptophyta; Magnoliopsida; Ericales; Theaceae
Product: putative AC transposase
Molecular function (GO): DNA binding; protein dimerization activity
Source: RefSeq, a predicted model, not a curated record